AUGUCUCGUCCAAUUGAGUCAUUGAAAGAAAUCAAUGAUUCCAAAGAUUUGUGGAAGAUCGCAGUUAGAUGCAAGCAUCUAUGGUCUGUCAUAAGUUCUUCAAACAAAGAACACAUGGAAAUGGUUUUGGUUGAUUCUAAGCGUGAUAUGAUUCAAGCUGUUGUCCCUGCUUAUUUGCUUUCGAAAUUCAAAUCUGAAAUUGAAACAGGAAACUCUUAUAUCAUGCAAAAUUUUAAAGUUGGGAAGAAUGAUUUUGCUUUUAAGUCGACAAAUCAUACAUACAAUUUGGUUUUUUGUGGGUCAACUUCUGUUAAGAAAGCAGACUUUCCUGACAUCCCUCAUAACUACCUUAACAUUAUUGGUUUGAAUUCCAUAGUUGAAGGAAGGUUUCAAUCAAAUGUUUUGGUUGAUUUGAUUGGAGGAAUCCCUGAUAUCUCUCAAACCCAAGUUAACGGUGACAACAGCAAGAAGAGAAUACAAGCCUCUGAUAUUGUCAUUGUGCUAAUCAAUGCAAGGGUUAAAGAGGCUCAAGGAGGAUUUCCAGUUAGUGUUUCCAACACAUGGAAUAGAACGAAAUUGUUGAUUAAUGACCUUGCUAUUAAAGAAGAAACAACCCGUGUUACCGUUUCUACCCUCGAUAAGUUUGAUGCUGGACAAAUGGGAUGGUACUAUGAUGGUUGUGUGGAAUGCACAAGGAGUGUGACUGCCAAGGAUGGAAAGCUGAAGUGUUUUAAGGAGCAUAUUAGCCCAGAACCUGUGCCACGGUAUAAGCUUGAUAUAACAGCUGUUGACGGCAGUUCCAAGUCUGGUGAUUACGAUCCACUUGAAUUCCCUUACGAACUUGACUCAAUAUUGAAAAAUGAAUUGAUCUCAAAACUUCAAGCACCAGAACCUCUAUCCCAGGAUGAUAUGAAUAGCAUUUCUGAACAAGUAUCUGCAUCUGCAGAAAAUGACCUGACCAUUGAAAAUUCAGGACUCACUCCAUGUAAGAGACUUAUAAAUGAUGCAGUAGAAGAUAAUGAUAGUGUACAACAAUCAUCAACCAAGAUGGCCAAAGAUAUUAAAAAGGAGAAAUAG
Messenger RNA from Vicia villosa (hairy vetch), 1077 nucleotides. RefSeq lists its product as uncharacterized. The transcript has 10 exons. NCBI's taxonomy places the organism in Eukaryota, Viridiplantae, Streptophyta, Magnoliopsida, Fabales, Fabaceae. The coding region runs from base 1 to 1077 and encodes 358 amino acids. The record is from RefSeq and is a predicted model, not a curated record.